This is a messenger RNA of Malassezia japonica, 1272 nucleotides long. RefSeq names its product aminodeoxychorismate synthase (gene ABZ1). Gene Ontology annotation, molecular function: aminodeoxychorismate synthase activity. The record is from RefSeq and is a predicted model, not a curated record. The coding region runs from base 1 to 1272 and encodes 423 amino acids. The transcript has 2 exons. Gene Ontology annotation, biological process: 4-aminobenzoate biosynthetic process. Gene Ontology annotation, cellular component: cytoplasm. NCBI's taxonomy places the organism in Eukaryota, Fungi, Basidiomycota, Malasseziomycetes, Malasseziales, Malasseziaceae.
AUGGGUGGAUGUGUCUGGCUGGACAGUGCGAGUGCCAAGGAUCCUCAGAGCCAUAUGUCGAUGAUGAGCCGCGCGUCGUUCACUCUCACCUAUGAUAUGCACGCACACCUAGCAGUGUGCGAACAAAACAGCGAUGCGUCCGUCCAGUCCGUGGAGCUAAAGACAGACAGCACCCUGUGGGACUGGAUGAGCGAAGUGCAGUGCGGCCUGCAAAAUGCGACUGUUCUUCCUUCCCAAUCCAGUCCUGUGCCUGAAGUGGGCGGAAGCACUUGUGCCCUCCAAGCUGGAUUCGUGGGAUAUUGGGGCUAUGAAAUGAAGGACGAAAGUCUGGACCUUGGCCCCCUGGACGCGAACCGGUAUGAACAGGCAGUCCCGGGCGCACCCUUUGAUCGGAUGGCACUUCCUGCUGCGCAGUGGGGUUUCUGCAACACGGUCUUGAUCUUUGACCACCAUACACAGACCUGGACGGCGUCGGCAUUGGUGCGUCGCGACAGUAAUGUGGAACUGCAUCCCGCUUUGGCGACACUCGAGCGCAGCCUUGAGCAGCUGGGUAGCUCGAGCUCCAUUGGUGUCUCGCGAGAUGACGCAAACGCGUGGUUUGACCAAGUGCAGCGUACUCUGGAAGAAGUGUGUGCUAUCCCAGCCGGUACAAAGCCGCCUGCCACUGGCCUUGCGCCAGUGCGUGCAGUUGACAAUCGUGACACCUACAUGGACAAGAUCCGCCAGGCCAAGGAUUACAUCGGGAAGGGCGAGAGCUACGAACUGUGCCUUACCACGCAGUUUGAGGGAACGCUGCCUCUGGAUACGCAUAAUUACGACGCCUACUUUGAUUUGUACACAAGACUCCGCACCAAAAAUCCCGCGCCGUUUUGCGCUUACUUGGAGCUUCUGCCUCUGGAUCAGAAGACGCCUCAGGCAAUUCUCUCGACGAGCCCUGAGCGUUUCCUCACCAUCACUCGCGAGGGGCAUUUGGAAAUGCGGCCGAUCAAAGGUACGCUGGUCCGCCCUGGCUGGGGCAAAGGCGAGGAAGAUUGGUUGGCCCGUGCGGGGACGGAGCCGGCGAUGCAACAGCACGUCCAGGCCGAGGAUGAGCGCCGUAUGGCCAAGUUGCGUGCGGAUCCCAAAGAGCGUGCUGAGAAUCUUAUGAUUGCGGAUCUCAUUCGCGCUGAUUUACAGGCGGUCUGCUACCCUGGCUCGGUGCAGGUGCCCCGGCUAAUUGCGCUCGAGACCUACGAAACAGUGCACCAACUCGUGACAGCGGUGACAGCAUGA